GACCUUCCUGCAGCCGCCGGCACGGUGGCCCAGCCCACGGCGAAGGAGCGCGGCUACUUGGCCUCCGCGGUUGCCGACGGGCAGCGGCCCCAGGCGCGGGAGUUCUCCACGGGCGCGGCGCUCGACAGCGACUGCCUGCUGCGCGGCGAGAACGGCGCGCUGCUGCACAAGCACUGCGGUCGUCCUGCCUGGCCUGCCGAGCUUCAGCUGCCCUCUCGCAUUCGGCAGCGCGCUGUUGAUCUUCCGGAGGUGAGCUGUCUGCUGGAGCGCGCGCUGCGGCCGGCGCCCCGCGACAUCUGCGCGCCGCCCAGGUCUGACAACCUGCCCUGGUUCGACGACUCCGACGGGGCCCUGCCAUCAGGCGAGCUGUUCUUGGACGGCUCCGCGUUCGAGGGCGAGUUCACGAGGUGCACCAGCGUGGGCUGGGCCGCGGUCGCGCCGAUGGCCUUCAUGGACAUCAACGGCGGCGACUUAAGCGCACUCCCCGCCGUGCUGCGGCACGCGGCGCCGCCCUUCACGGCCGUCGUCGACUCGAAGUUCGUAGUCUUGGGGUUCACGCAGGACGGGCGUGAACGCACGCGCUCGAACGUGUAUGCCUGGUCGCACCUGCGGCGCGAGGUGCGGCGGAUCCUCGACGACUUAGGCGGCCUCGGCGAAGGCGGGCUUUCGGCCAGAUGGGUCAAGGCCCAUUGCAGCUGCAAGCGAGUCCGCGAAGGCGUCGUGAGCUACAGGGACUGGUACGGCAACACGCUUGCCGACGAGGCGGCCAAGUCGGCGGCGGCGCAUGCCAGGCUAUCCCUCGCUGACCGCCUGAAGCUGAUGCAGAGCGAGCGCAUGGUGGAGGGCGUCGCGAUGUGGCUGUCGGCGGUGGGCGCGGCCGUGGUAGGCGACGACACGACGCACAGGAAGGGCAAGGCCAACCGCCCCGCUCUGCGACCUGCCGAGGCGCCGCCCCGCGCGCCGGCUUUGGCAUGCCAGCUGCGUGGCGCCAAGAGCAAACGGUGGUGUGCCGCGUGCAGGUGGCUGGAGCGCAAGUCGGAGUGCCCUGGCAGCAUC
Messenger RNA from Prorocentrum cordatum, 1056 nucleotides. The record is from the annotation of a GenBank genome assembly. Lineage: Eukaryota; Dinophyceae; Prorocentrales; Prorocentraceae.